This is a messenger RNA of Rhodamnia argentea, 2010 nucleotides long. Its product is annotated as scarecrow-like protein 32. Lineage: Eukaryota; Viridiplantae; Streptophyta; Magnoliopsida; Myrtales; Myrtaceae. The transcript is spliced from 2 exons. Gene Ontology annotation, cellular component: nucleus. Gene Ontology annotation, biological process: regulation of DNA-templated transcription. The coding region runs from base 401 to 1819 and encodes 472 amino acids. Gene Ontology annotation, molecular function: sequence-specific DNA binding; DNA-binding transcription factor activity. The record is from RefSeq and is a predicted model, not a curated record.
CUUCAUUACCUGAUUAUACACAGCAACAGAAAAAGGAGUAUAAGAACAGGGUUUUACAGUUACUAUUAGGAGGAGCCUUCUUCUUUUGUGAAGGUCUGUUGAAUUCCCGCUGGCGCUGCUGCUGCUGCUUCUCUGGCCUUGUUUUAAUGGUGUACCAGUCCUUUUUUCACCCCCUUUCUGCAAGAAUCAAAACUACCCAGAAAGAAAAGUUGAACUGUCCAUUUCUCAGCAGAUUCAAAUCCGAGCGUUUUUUAAUUUCCUUUACUCUUUUCCAUAUUCUGGGUCGCUUCCCAAUGUCAGGGUACCACUAUUAGUCUAGUCUCUUUCUCUCUUUCUGCUCCCCUCUUCCAGAAAAUUUCUUAUAUUCAAUCUCUCCCUCUCACCGUGUGACCACCAACCCAUGAUGCAAUUCACUGAAACACCACCUCCACCACCACCACCUCAACCCCCAUCCUUCCACCAAUCACCACCACCGUUGUUUUCUAGCGUCUCCAUGAACAAGAACCAAGUGCACCACCGAACCCGCCCUUGGCCUGGCUUCCCGACGCCCAAGUCCUUGGGGAGCUUCGGCGACUCGAACUGCAUGGAGCAGUUGCUGGUGCACUGCGCGAAUGCCAUCGAGACCAACGACGCGACCCUCGCCCAGCAGAUCCUCUGGGUCCUCAACAACAUCGCCCCGGCCGAUGGCGACUCAAAUCAGCGGCUGACGUGUGGCUUCCUCCGUGCCCUCGUCGCUCGGGCUGCCAACAACGGCACGUGCAAGAUGCUGGCGGCGGUGGCAGCGAAUGCCCAGAACUACGACAACCUGCGCAAUGAGACGCGUAAGUUCUCCAUCAUUGAGCUCGCGAAUUUCGUGGACCUGACCCCGUGGCAUCGGUUCGGAUUCACUGCAGCGAAUGCUGCCAUAAUCGAAGCAGUCGAAGGGUACUCAGUGGUUCACAUAGUCGACUUGAGCACGACGCAUUGCAUGCAGAUUCCUACUCUUAUUGAUGCGAUUGCCAAUCGUCUUGAAAGGCCCCCAUUGGUGAAGCUCACGAUUGCCGGUGCCGUGGAGGAUGCCCCGCCCAUGCUUGAUCUUUCAUAUGAAGAGUUGGGAUCCAAGUUGGUGAGUUUUGCAAGGUCUCGAAACAUACACAUGGAAUUUCGGGUCAUUUCUUCAAGUCACACCGACGGAUUCACGUCCUUGAUUGAACAACUCAGGAUGCAGAAACUAAUGUACUCGGGAGGAAUUGGAGAACCAGAAGCACUUGUUAUAAAUUGUCACAUGAAACUUCACUUUGUGCCGGACGAGACCGUACCGUUAAUAUCGGAUUCCGAAGCAAACCCUAAUUACUCUUUUGAGUCUUCUUCGGUAUAUUCUCCUCGGUCAACGCUUCUCAAGGCGCUUCGGUGCUUAGACCCGAAUGUUGUCAUCUUAGUAGAUGAGGACGCAGACUUCACAUCGAGCGAUGUUGCCUCAAGAUUGUGGUCGGCGUUCAAUUAUCUUUGGAUUCCUUACGACACGGUUGACACUUUCCUCCCGAGGGGAAGCAAGCAGAGGCAGUGGUACGAGUCUUACAUAUAUUGGAAGAUACAGAACGUCAUCGCGCAAGAGGGUCUUCGGAGAAUCGAGAGGCUCGAGCCAAAGAGUCGGUGGGUGCAGCGGAUGAGGAACGCGGACUUUCGGGCUGUCCCGUUCGGGGAGGAUGCGGCCUCUGAAGUCAAGGCCAUGCUCGACGAGCAUGCAGCUGGGUGGGGAUUGAAGAAGGAAGACGAUGAUCUUGUAUUGACAUGGAAGGGACAUAAUGUGGUUUUUGCUACUGCAUGGUUGCCUGCUUGAUUACCAUUUUGUUUUUUUGGGAUUUAGGCUUUAGUGCUAUUUCGCAGUUUAUUAAGUAGUUCAUUAGUCAUAAAUUUAUUCAAGUCUAUGUUAACUAGCUAGUACUUUGAACUUCUUCCAGAAUCGGAAGAACGAGAGACCUGAGGGCUCAUUCAGCUGAUACUCAGUUUGCUCGAUCAUAUAUAUAUUGA